CAAUGAUUCAAGAUGUUUUGGGGGUGCAUGGAUUCUAUUGUCCGGUGACUUUCGACAAACAUUACCGGUCAUUCCAAAAUCCACGGCUGCCGAUGAAAUAAAUGCUUGCCUAAAAUCAUCAACAUUGUGGCGCUAUAUGCAAAAACUACAAUUAACUACAAACAUGCGAGUUGCAUUGUUGAGUGAUCCAUCUGCCAGAAUUUUCUCUGAACAUAUUUCGCACAGUCCAACUAUAAAUUCAUCCCUUCAGUUUGACAAUGAAAUAUAAUCCUCAGAUUCCGGAUUUAACCAUAACAAAUUAUUCCUUUUUGCAGGAAAAGAAGGGUGACGCAAUACCAACGUUGAUAUUUUGGUUUUUAUUCGAAUCUCUGACGUGCUGGAAGGGACAGUGCCUGGAAAAUGCGAGUAUUUCCUUAGCGGAACAAGUUUAUGAAUAUCCUUGGUAUGAUUUGGAUCCCACGGCCAUGAGCAUUUUCAAAAUAUUCUACAAACAAGUUCAAGUUACAUUACAAUUAAAAUGUCCCCCAAUUAUAACCAACAAUUUCACCUAUUUCUACGAGACCUGA
Coccinella septempunctata (seven-spotted ladybird) is the source of this 566-nucleotide messenger RNA. RefSeq lists its product as uncharacterized. Bases 258 to 566 code for a protein of 102 amino acids. The transcript has 3 exons. Gene Ontology annotation, molecular function: olfactory receptor activity; odorant binding. Gene Ontology annotation, biological process: sensory perception of smell. Gene Ontology annotation, cellular component: membrane. Lineage: Eukaryota; Metazoa; Arthropoda; Insecta; Coleoptera; Coccinellidae. The record is from RefSeq and is a predicted model, not a curated record.